Messenger RNA from Truncatella angustata, 1761 nucleotides. Its product is annotated as ankyrin repeat-containing domain protein. The record is from RefSeq and is a predicted model, not a curated record. Gene Ontology annotation, molecular function: protein binding. The transcript has a single exon. The coding region runs from base 1 to 1761 and encodes 586 amino acids. Lineage: Eukaryota; Fungi; Ascomycota; Sordariomycetes; Amphisphaeriales; Sporocadaceae.
AUGGCCGCUCGUCCAAAAAACAUGUCAAUGAUCACAGUCAAUGGUGAAAAAUAUUGGCCGACACCCCACGAACUUGAUCCCGGUGUCCCUGAGGAUAUGGUAUGGCAUCAAUACCCCUACAAUAGUUUGUGGCUAUCAGAUCCGAACUGGUACGACUCGCUAGGCCAGGAUGCAAUUGCGCAAAGAAGGAUAUGGGCCAUCCCCAGCGAGCCCGACCAAGUAAAGGCGUUCGAGCAGCUAUUAGUCGAUAUGCCCGACCGUGCUCUAGAUAUGAUGUUUGCUGCGGCAGUCAAAGGAAGACCUCAUGUCAUCAGAUUCUUGCUUGAACAGGGUGUGAAAGCUACGCCGAACAAAACCGAAGGCGAUGAUGAGACUUUAGUUCCAUUCCAUGCAGCGGCGGGUAACGGACACCUAGAUUGUGUCAAGAUUUUCAUCGAGGAAGUAGGGCUGUCGGCGAACACCUUCGACGACCUUGGUGGAACGGCUAUCAUGCGUGCCUCUUGGAAGGCUCAGAGCCCCGAGGUGGUGCGGUAUCUCCUUGAGAAAGGCGCCGAUAUCACGGUCAGACAGAAACCCCAUCCCGGCGGUGAACCAGGGACGAGCGUUUUCGAAUUUGCUGCCGGAGGGGGCAAUGUUGAAUGUGCGAAGGCAAUCCUGGCGAAGGCCCAGGAGUUGGGGCUCAAUACCUCCACUCUGGCGACGCCUGUAGCUCUUGAGGCUGCGGCUGGUACGCCGAAUGAUGAGGCGCUCGGGAUGCUUGAUUUGGUGUUGCAAGUGGGGGGAUACCCGCGCCAGAACUCCGACGGGGAUUGGGAAGGUGAUAUCGCGUCUCUGACAGAUUCAAAAAAGGACGCCCUCGAGACCGCUUUUGCACGGGCCUCACGCCAGGGCCAAUGGUCGACCCUCAAGCCGCUCUUCGCUUAUAUUGACAGCCGAGAAGAGGAUGGGAGCUACCACUGGAAAGCCUUGAGGCCGGAGACUAUAGAAUCUCUGCUUGGUGGGAUUCUGAGUGCGGUGGAACGCGACGACGAAGACCACCAAGCCGCGUUCACCUAUCUACACGACAUAGCUCUAAGUCCGGAAUCUCGCCUCACUACGGCCAGUCUCCAAGAGAUAAGGAAUAGCCUUUUGGGCGAUGUGUUCUUUCACGCCUGCGAACACGGGUCACAUAAUAUGGCGCGGUUCCUAUCAUCUCAACAUGAGAUAGAUGUCAAUCACCUGUCACGCAACGUGGAGCCUCUUUUCUCUUCGAGCCUAUAUACAGCAGCUGGCUCGGGCCAUGACAAGGUGGUAGAGUCUUUGUUCUCAGAACAAGGUGGGAGUUUAAACAUUCACAAGGGUACCGGCAAGUUUAUCAACGGGCCAACCCCGUUGUGGAUAACUGUCUGGAACGGGCACGUCAGCACGGUUGAGCUCCUACUUUGUCAUGGGGGCCCGGUCGAAUUCAUUGACGAGGCGUUGACGAGGGGUGCGAAUUCGGGAAGGGUGAUUGCUACAGCGAAGAAGGCCUUCAGGAGUCCCGUCAAUCUGAUAUCUGAAGAUGUAUGGACAAGGGAACACGGCGCGUUGGGGGAAACCGAGAUCACCGGGCUGGUUUGGGACGACGAAGGCAACCAAAUACAUUAUGUUGUCCUGAAUGCUGAUAUCGCCGUCCUGCAACAAUGGGACAGGAUACAAUUGCGCAAGUCAGACGAUGAGCUCAAAUCGAUGGAAAAGGACGGCAGAGAGCUGAAGGAGCGUCCUAUCGCAAGUGCGCAAUGA